AUGGUCCAUCGUUUCUGGCAAGUGGAAGAACCUGAUACAGCCACGUUCCAUGACGAUGGCCGGUAUGAGGCUGUGUAUAGCGCCGAGCGGUAUCGUGACACUACUGGAUUAUAUGUAGUUUCAAUGCCGCUCAAGCCCCUUCAUCGCAACGAACCAUUUCCUGGGUCACGUCAAAUUAAUACACUUCGUUUCCAGAACCUGGAACGGAAGCUCCAAGCCGAUAACGUGCUGUACACCGCGUACAAACAAUUCAUGUCAGAAUAUGAGUCGUUAGGACACAUGUCUAUCGCAGCUGAUGCCGGGACGUACUACAUACCCAACCACCAGGUCUUCAAUGCGGAUAGCAAGAAACGAGUGGUAUUUGAAGCCUCCGCCAAGGCCAGCUCGCUACUGUCCCUUAACCAAUGCUUGCACACUGUGCCGAAGUUGCAGUUGGACAUCCUGGACAUCUUGACUCGUUUUCGACUUCAUAGGUUUGUUUUCACCGCUAACGUAUGUAAAAUGUACUGGAAAAUCCUAAUGCGCCCGGAAUACCGGAGCUUCCAACACAUGUUUCGGUGCUCGUCACCAUUGGAGGCGUUAAAAGAAUAUAGACUCAACACCGUCACCUACGGAGUAAAUUGCGCCCUUUUCUUGGCAUAA
Acyrthosiphon pisum (pea aphid) is the source of this 642-nucleotide messenger RNA. RefSeq lists its product as uncharacterized. The transcript has a single exon. Bases 1 to 642 code for a protein of 213 amino acids. Lineage: Eukaryota; Metazoa; Arthropoda; Insecta; Hemiptera; Aphididae. The record is from RefSeq and is a predicted model, not a curated record.